Messenger RNA from Serinus canaria (Common canary), 990 nucleotides. Its product is annotated as transcription intermediary factor 1-beta-like. Gene Ontology annotation, biological process: negative regulation of DNA-templated transcription; protein sumoylation; positive regulation of DNA-templated transcription. Bases 4 to 975 code for a protein of 323 amino acids. Lineage: Eukaryota; Metazoa; Chordata; Aves; Passeriformes; Fringillidae. Gene Ontology annotation, cellular component: nucleoplasm; RNA polymerase II transcription regulator complex; chromatin. The transcript is spliced from 6 exons. Gene Ontology annotation, molecular function: ubiquitin-protein transferase activity; zinc ion binding. The record is from RefSeq and is a predicted model, not a curated record.
GCCAUGGCGGUGCCUGAGGCGGCGGCGCUGGGGAGCGGCCCCGGGGCGGCGGGAGCGGAGCCGCCCGAGGCGCUGGGGCUGCUGGAGCUGUGCGGAGCCUGCCGGCAGCGCCUGAGCCCGCAGCGGGAGCCGCGGCUGCUGCCCUGCCUGCACUCGGUGUGCCGCCGCUGCCUCGGGAGCGGGCCCGCAGCGCCCGGCGGGGACGGGAGCGCCUUCGAGUGCCCCGUGUGCCACCAGCAGUGUCCCCUGGGUGACAUCAUGGAGAACCUGUUCCUGCAGGGUGGCACCGGCGGGCAGAGCUGCACCAGCUGCGAGGACAAUGCCACCGCCACCAGCUUCUGCCUGGAGUGCUCGGAGCCGCUGUGUGCCACCUGCGUGGGGGCACACCUGAGGGUCAGGUACACCCGGGAGCACCGCGUGCAGCCCCUGGACUCUCUGUCCGUGCCCAGUUCCGGUUCCGGUGCCGAUUCCGUUCCUGGCUCCGGCUCCGUUCCUGGUCCCGUUCCCGAUCCCAAUCCCGAUCCCGGUUCCAUUCCCGGCUCCGUUCCCGAUGGGGUUCCCGGCUCCGAUCCCGAUCCCGAUCCCGUUCCCGACGCGGUUCCGGCGCCGUUCCCGUCCCGCUGUCUGUCCCACCCGCGGGAGCCGCUCUCGCUCUUCUGCAGCGCCUGCGACGCCCUCACCUGCCGCCAGUGCCACCGGGGCCCGCACCGACACCACCCGUCCCAGCCCUUGGCCGAGGCCGUGUUCCAGCAGCGCUCGCUGCUCUCGGCGCUGCUGCAGCGCCUGGCCCAGAAACACUCGGAGCUGCAGCGCUGCACCCGGGAGCUGCACGCCUGCUCGCGGCGUGUGUCGGACGCUCAGAAGCGGCUGCAGGUGGAGGUCAAGCUGGCCAUCCUGCAGGUGAUGAGGGAGCUCAACAAACGCGCCCAGGCCCUGGUGGGCGACGUCCAGGUGAGCCUGAAACCCUCCAGGUGAGCCUGUCCCCUCCCC